AUGGCCGCCAACGCUGCUCCCGGCGCUGUUGACCAGCUCGCCAACGACCUCAACAACACCUCUCUCAACGGAAGCGAGGCCAAUGCCCCUGCCGUCGACACUGGUGUCACUGCUGCCGCUGACGAUGCUGCCGCUCCUACCCCCACCACCACUGCUCCUCACCCCCAGAACUCGGCUUCCCUCUACGUUGGCGAGCUUGACCCCUCCGUCACCGAGGCUAUGCUGUUCGAGCUUUUCUCCCAGAUUGGUGCUGUUGCUUCCAUUCGUGUCUGCCGUGAUGCCGUCACCCGUCGCUCUCUCGGCUAUGCCUACGUCAACUACAAUGCCACUCCUGAUGGCGAGAAGGCUCUUGAGGAGCUCAACUACACCAUCAUCAAGGGCCGCCCCUGCCGUAUCAUGUGGUCCCAGCGUGAUCCUGCCCUUCGCAAGACUGGCCAGGGUAACGUUUUCAUCAAGAACCUCGAUGUUGCCAUCGACAACAAGGCUCUCCACGACACCUUUGCUGCUUUCGGUAACAUCCUGAGCUGCAAGGUUGCCCAGGACGAGACUGGUGCCUCCAAGGGCUAUGGUUUCGUUCACUAUGAGACUGAUGAGGCCGCUUCCCAGGCCAUCAAGCACGUUAACGGUAUGCUUCUCAACGAGAAGAAGGUUUACGUCGGCCACCACAUUCCCAAGAAGGACCGCCAGAGCAAGUUUGAGGAGAUGAAGGCCAACUUCACCAACGUCUACGUCAAGAACAUUGCCGCUGACGUUACCGAGGAUGAUUUCCGCCAGCUCUUCGAGAAGUACGGCGAUGUCACUUCUUCCUCUCUGGCUCGUGACCAGGAGGGCAAGAGCCGUGGCUUCGGCUUUGUCAACUUCACCACCCACGAGAGUGCCUCCAAGGCUGUUGACGAGCUUAACAACAAGGAUUUCCACGGCCAAGACCUCUACGUUGGCCGAGCCCAGAAGAAGCACGAGCGCGAGGAGGAGCUCCGCAAGUCUUAUGAAGCUGCCCGCCUGGAGAAGGCCAACAAGUACCAGGGUGUUAACCUGUACAUCAAGAACCUUGACGACGACGAGCCCAAGGAGGAGUCCAAGGAUGAGACCAAGGAGGGCGAGGAGGACAAGAAGGCUGAGAAGAAGUCUGAUAAGAAGCUCGGUAAGAGCAAGGGCUUCGGUUUCGUCUGCUUCAGCAACCCUGAUGACGCAACCAAGGCUGUCGCUGAGAUGAACCAGCGCAUGUUCAACGGCAAGCCUCUGUACGUCGCUUUGGCCCAACGCAAGGAUGUCCGCAAGAGCCAGCUUGAGGCUAGUAUCCAGGCUCGCAACCAGAUCCGUAUGCAACAGGCUGUCGCCCACGCCGGUAUGCCCCAGCAGUACAUGCAGCCCCCUGUCUACUUCGCUCCUGGCCAACAGCCCGGCUUCAUGCCUCAGGGUGGUCGUGGCGUUCCCUUCCCCCAGGGUGGCAUGGGAAUGCCCCAGGGCCGUCCUGGACAGUUCCCCUACCCUCAGCAGGGUGGACGUGGUGGUGUUCCCCAGCAGAUGCCCCCCAACAUGUACGGUAUGCCUGGCCAGUUCCCUCCUGGAUACGGCCAACCCGGCACUCCUCAGUUCAUGGCUGCUAUGCAGGCUCAGCAGGCUGCUCUUGGCGGCCGUGGCGCUCCUCAAGGCGGCCGUGGUGGUCCUCAGGGUAUGCCUGGCAUGCCUCCCAUGGCUGGUAACAUGCCCGGCUUCCCCCCUAACAACAACCGCCAGGGUGGCCGAGGUGGACCUGGCCGCAACGGCAACGGACCUCAAGGUGGCCGUGGUGCCGAUGCUGCCGGACUCUCCAGUCUCCAGCAACAGCUUGCUUCCGCCCCUCCCCCUCAGCAGAAGCAGAUUCUGGGUGAGCUGAUCUUCCCCAAGAUCCAGGCCAUCAACGCCGACCUUGCCGGCAAGAUCACUGGUAUGCUUCUGGAGAUGGAAAACCCCGAGCUUGUCAACCUCAUUGAGGACGAAUCUGCUCUCAAGGCCAAGGUCGACGAGGCCCUCGCUGUCUACGACGAGUACGUCAAGACUCAGACCUCCGAAGGUGGUGAGGCCAAGAAGGAGGAGGAGACCAAGGCCUAAGCCGUCUCCGACUUGUCAUCAUUUCCUUUUUUCUAUUAUGGUUAUCUGACUGGGCAACCCCCUCAACUGGAAUGACGAAUGCCUCUACAAGGCAAUUUAUGGAACGAUCAGCAACGAAACAUGCUUUACGACCUUGUGUUACCCAAUAUGAGGGGGCGCAUUAUGUACAGAUAGACUUGGUUGCUAUUUCUUCUCAGGAAGGGAGAUUCAAAAGUUUGGGGACUUUAAGGUGGCUGGCUCUCGUCGCGAACCUUCGCUUGCUCACAGCAACGGCGUUGGCGCUUUCGAGAGAACCCACCAGGACGGCGUUGACGGUUUUCUGACACUCUGGCUGUUGGCCUAUACCCCCUACCAAUGGUCCUCGUUUGCAGGCACGAUCAACGCAGAGGUUUUAUGCGGUUAGGGUUUUUAAUGAAAGAUAUGUUAAAUUAUU
Molecule: messenger RNA, 2524 nt
Organism: Fusarium graminearum PH-1
Lineage: Eukaryota; Fungi; Ascomycota; Sordariomycetes; Hypocreales; Nectriaceae
Product: polyadenylate-binding protein
Exons: 3
Coding region: 1-2091 (696 amino acids)
Cellular component (GO): ribonucleoprotein complex
Molecular function (GO): RNA binding
Source: RefSeq, a predicted model, not a curated record